Nothoprocta perdicaria is the source of this 321-nucleotide messenger RNA. RefSeq names its product sarcoplasmic/endoplasmic reticulum calcium ATPase regulator DWORF (gene STRIT1). Lineage: Eukaryota; Metazoa; Chordata; Aves; Tinamiformes; Tinamidae. Gene Ontology annotation, biological process: regulation of ATPase-coupled calcium transmembrane transporter activity; regulation of slow-twitch skeletal muscle fiber contraction. The coding region runs from base 44 to 151 and encodes 35 amino acids. The transcript is spliced from 3 exons. The record is from RefSeq and is a predicted model, not a curated record.
AGACAAACCCUAAAACCUGCCCGUAAAUCCGGCAGAGAGAAGAAUGGCAGAGCCAGCAGCCGUCCCUCUUUCCCGUCUCGUUGUGCCUAUUCUCCUUGGAGUCGGCUGGAUAGUGGGUUGUGCACUCAUGGUUUACAUCGUCUUCUCCUGAUGGAAGAAAGAAGAAUUUGCAAUGAAGUUGAUUAAAAGAACCUGGACAUUGAAUUCCAGAAUUUGGAAUUGAAAUUUUUAGCCACUAAAAUAUGUAUAAAAUGUAUGAAAUGAGUUAUUUUUAAUAUCCGCACUGUAGAAUGCGCUCUAUCUACAACAAAGGUGUGAGAU